Messenger RNA from Malassezia pachydermatis, 2052 nucleotides. RefSeq names its product peptide transporter ptr2a. Gene Ontology annotation, biological process: transmembrane transport. Gene Ontology annotation, molecular function: dipeptide transmembrane transporter activity. Bases 1 to 2052 code for a protein of 683 amino acids. Gene Ontology annotation, cellular component: membrane. The transcript has a single exon. NCBI's taxonomy places the organism in Eukaryota, Fungi, Basidiomycota, Malasseziomycetes, Malasseziales, Malasseziaceae. The record is from RefSeq and is a predicted model, not a curated record.
AUGACGAACGUCCACUUGGUUUCACCGCCCACCUAUGGAAACGAUUAUGAGCAGCAGCAUCAUGAACAUCAUCAUGGUGCGCACCCUCUUCAUGAAUACGAUCUGCCGGCGGAACCAGCGCCCUAUCAGGGUGCGGUGGCCGCUGUAGGCAUGGUUGGCCAGGAAGACUACAAUAUGGAGCUGGAACAGACUGGCCAUAAGCCUGAAAUUUUCCCUGCUGGUGUUGCGCAUCUCACGGAUGCUGAAAAGCUUGACGAGACUAUUGAUGAGUGGCACUUCCCUACGGAGGAAGAGCGUAUGACUCUGCGACGUGUUCCGGAAAAGAUGAACUGGCCUGCGUUUGCUAUUUGCGUUUGUGAAUUCGCUGAGCGAUUCAGUUAUUACGGUGCGACACAGGUGUACUCGAACUUUAUCAACAACCCUCGCCCCACUAUUGGUGGUAACUUUUCGGAAACUGGUGCCAACCAUGGCUCGGGUGAAGCCAAGUCUGGCGCUCUGGGUCUUGGUUCGGUGACGGCGCAGGGUCUGAUCCUGUUCAAUAGUUUCUGGUGCUAUGUUACGCCUCUUAUUGCCGCCUGGAUUGCUGAUGCCUAUUUGGGCCGCUUCAGGAUUAUUUGCUAUGGUGUGGUGAUUGCGCAGGUGGGUCAUAUUCUUCUGGUGAUUUCGGCCAUUCCUGGUGUAUUGAACAAUCAAACGGGUGCGGAAGCAUGCUUCGUGUUGGCUUUGAUUAUCAUGGGCACUGGUACGGGUAUAUUCAAGUCAAGUUGCCCUGUGCUAGUCGCUGAGCAGAUCAAGAUCAAGGAGCAGACAGUCGUGACGCUCAAGUCGGGUGAGAAGGUUAUUGUGGACCCUGCCCUGACGACCGCACGCACGUACAUGUGGUACUACGAGAUGAUUAACCUGGGCUCCCUGGCAGGUCAGCUUGGUAUGAUUUACGCUGAGCGCAACGUUGGUUUCUGGCUUGCCUUUUUGCUCCCGACACUGGUGUUCUUCCUGCCCUUCCCUGUGCUUUGGUUUGGUCGCAACUACUACAAGUCGGAGCCUCCGAAUGGCUCGGUGCUCACACAGGCAUGUGGUGCUUUGUGGAUCGGUAUCAAGAAGACUGCGUCGUGGAACCCAAUCAAGAUGGUUCGUUCGUACGGCUCCAAGGAGUUCUGGGACUACGCUCGUCCGUCGAACUACCCUGACCCGAAGCCGAAGUGGAUGACGUACGAGGACCGCUGGAUUGACCAGCUGGCGCGUGGUAUUAAGGCCUGCAACAUCUUUGUACUGUUCCCGUUGUACUGGCUCUGCUACAACCAGAUCAACAGUCCUUUGAUUGUUCAGGCCGGUCAGAUGGAUAUGGGUGGCUCGCCGAACGAAUUGGUCGCGCAGCUUGACCCGAUCUUUAUUAUUGUAUUCGUGCUCCUCUUCCAGUUCGGUCUGUACCCGAUGGCGGAGAAGUACAGCAUUCCGUUCACGCCGAUUCGCCGUAUUACUAUUGGUUUCAUUCUCGCCAGUUUCUCCAUGAUCUGGGCCGCCGUCGUGCAGCACUACAUUUACAAGACGAGUCCCUGCCAUGACCACGUCGGUGAUGAAGGUUACUUUGCGCCGGAUGGUUCGGAGUGCUCGGAGUUGGACAAGAACCGUUCGCCGCUGAACAUGUGGGUUACCGCCGGCGCUUUCGUCCUGAUUGCGUUCAGUGAGCUGUUUGCCUCGGUGACGUCGAUGGAGGUGGCUAUGGUUAUGGCGCCAAAGAACAUGCGUUCGAUUGUCAUGGCGAUUGGCUCCUUCACAAGUGCUGUGGCCUCGGCUAUUGGUGAGGCGUUUGUACCUUUGGCUGAGAACCCGCUUUGGGUCGUGAACUACGGUGUGUUCGCUGGUCUCGCCUUUGUGGGUGGUAUCCUGUUCUACAUUUGCUUCCGCAAUGUGGACCGUCACCAAGACGAGCUGAACCUGAUCGGUCAAGAAGGCUUCGAGAAUGAGGUGGCGUACGCGGAAGGACACCCUGGCGAGCCGAAGCCUGUCACGGGUAACGCUUACCCAUCUGAGAAGACCGCAACGCAGGCUUGA